UAUAGCAUAGGACGGUUCAUUCAAACAAACACCGCCACAAGGCUAGCGUGGAUCCAAGUAGUGUCUUUCAGCAACAAUGGACUUAUAUUCGUUAAAGAGUGUUUGAGGAAUACUAUAUAAAACACGUACACUGUCAGAAUCCACUGUCAUGUAUUUCUGAUAAAACACAGAGGAAAGAACACUGAUCUCGAAACCAACUGGAGUUUAUCAAAUAAAACCUACCACCGGUCUCUCUUAGUGUUUUGUGUUUGUGUGUGGUACAUCUCCACAGCUUACAAAAGUAUUGGAUAGUUGCAGCGUUUUAGAUCUGUACCAUGGAUGUUAUUUUAUUUACGGUGAUACUAACACUGAUGGCAGUGCAGUGCACACUUACUCGAGCCAAUACGGAAUUCUCUAGCUCAAGUGUGGAUUAUUUAAUGAAAUAUGGCUACCUAUCAAAUGAAGGCAAGCAUAGCGGGUCAUUAAGGUCACAAGAGGUUGUCAGCAAUGGUAUAGCGCAGUUCCAGCGUAUGGCAGGUUUACCAAUUACCGGCGUGGUUGACUCAGAGACCAUCCGAAUGAUGAAGAUGCCAAGAUGUGGAAACUCGGACCAAAUGGGUUACUCGGACAAGGCAAGAAAGAAACGAUAUGCUUUACAUGGGAGCAAGUGGUCAAAACAUGAUAUCACAUAUACGAUAUCACAAUACAGCAAAAAGAUUUCUAAACAAGACGUGGACUCAGAGAUCAGGAGAGCGUUCGAUGCAUGGGAAGGUGUAACGCCUUUGACCUUUACCUGGAAGAAAUCAGGAAAUGUUGAUAUUGAUAUCAAAUUUGCCCGUUCAUGGCAUGGGGAUAAUAACCCAUUCGACGGGAAAGGACAGACAUUAGCACAUGCCUUCUUUCCCCAAUAUGGUGGGGACGCCCAUUUCGAUGAGGAUGAACCUUGGACAAUCAAUGUUUCAGAUGGGGUCAAUUUCUUUCAAGUUGCCGUCCAUGAAAUUGGCCAUUCCUUGGGUCUUGCCCACUCUGAUGUGUAUUCAGCCUUAAUGGCCCCAUUUUAUAAAGGUUACCAGAAGCAUUUUCGCCUCGGAACUGACGAUAUCGAAGCUGCACAGGCUUUAUACGGUACACCAAACAGCCGACCUAACCCUACUCAGCGACCUCCGACCCGUCGUCCGUAUACUCCCGCACCGACUAUCCGUCCGACCCGUCGGAGACCCCCCGUUACUACAAGGGCCCCUGUGUAUAACAUUCCGGAAAUCUGCCGAAAUCCAACGAUAGACGCCAUCACACGUACAAAAGAUGGUUCUACAUAUGUUUUCAAAGGAACUUAUCAUUAUCGACUGAACAAGCUCGGCAUAGAAAAAGGAUAUCCAAGGAAAAUAUCAACCGAUUGGAAAGGUGUUUCCGGUCCCGUCGAUGCUGCUUUAACAUGGGAAAAUGGAUAUACUUAUAUCUUCAAGGGAAAAUAUUACUGGAAAUUCGAAAAUAGACGACUUAUUUAUGGGCCCAAGAGAAUCGUUUUUGGAUUUAGAGGUGUUCCAAAUAAUCUGGAUGCAGCUAUGGUGUGGGGUGGUAACGGAAAAACAUACUUCUUCAAAGGAGACCAAUACUGGAGGUAUUCUGGGAGAAAAAUUGAUUAUGGGUAUCCCCGUGCCAUCGUUAAAUGGCGAGGACUUCCUAGUAAAAUACAAGGAGCAUUUAAAUGGGAAAAUGGCAAAACUUAUUUUUUCACCGGAAAAAAUUACUAUCGGUACAACGAUCAACUGUUUGCGGUUGAUGCCACAUAUCCACGACCCAUCGCCACCUGGUGGUUAGGAUGUCCACAACAAGGAAAAAUAACUGACGUUAAAAACCCAUACAGUCAAGAUCAAAGCUUUCAAUCCGAAAAUGACAACAAGGAUGAACAAUGGAUCACAAUAAAAAGUGAGGACGACAUCUUGGAUCCAAAUAGCGUUGGUAAUACUUCAGGCCAAAACUCUGCAAGUUCAAAUAAUAUAAAACCAUUAAGUAUAUUAACAGUCAUAUUGGUGACAAUAUUAAACUUGCUGUUAUGAAAUUUUUUUUUUUAAAAAAUCGACAAUUAUUUACCUCACGUUGGCAAUCACAAUGACCUCUAUGAUUUGAGGUCGUGACCAGGUCGUCUCCAUGACCGAGCAUGCCCCAUGUGCGCGAUCAUCCCAAGGUUGGUGGGGCUAAAAUAGCCCAGAAUUAAUUCGCGGGAGAGAGAACAAUCGGUGAAGAAGACGAAAUGUAUAGAAUGGAUCCUAUCAAAUACAAGUCUAUGCUGACAACUCGUCUCUUCAAGCACUCCACAGGGGUUUACUACUAUACUUGCAUGUGUUGCUGCAGGUUCUAAAAGGGUAAUAGAUCAAGUCUCUGCCAAUUCAAGGGAUUGAUGAAUGAUGGGAUGCAGGCCGUCUCAACUAAAUGAAACAUGGCUGGAGAGCCGUUCUGCAUAUUCAUCGACAGGGUUAUUAAUCCUAAAGAAAGCAGAACAACGAAUGUGAGGACAUGCAUCAGUGUGCCAUAAUACUUUCCUCUUACGAGAAGUGUCAAUAUAUAUAUAUAAAUGUAUUGUUUCUGAAUGUGGUUUUAAACACUUUUUCUGUCAAUCAUUUGAAUUAAUACAUUGUGAAACAAGUCAUGGUGUAAAUGAAUCGAAACAUAUUAUUAAAGUUGUCGACAAGGUAUUUAUUUUAAACCAUAUUAAGAAUUUGUUGAAUACCCAAGCUCUCAUUAUAACAAACCAGAUGAAUGUAUGUUGAUAUAUGGGUUAAUCGUACUUUCAUAUUGAAAGUAGGCAUUUUUCUGUAAGAUCAUUAUCAUUAUCAAUCGUUAGAGAGGAAAAACCUCUGUUAAAACCUAUAUUGACAAGAGUACUAUGAGUAAAACUGCGUGUAAUACAAAAUUAUAAAAUUCUUCAUUUUUUCACGGCAGUAAAUUCAAACAUAAAUGUAAAUACUUUUUCACGAUAAUAUAUUUGUUGAAUUCAUCUUAAAAAUAGAAUUCCAGUAUAGAUACACUUCAUUAUCAUCUUUGUACCCUUAUUUCGUCUUAGUAUAUUUCAAUAUAAAUUAAACAACAAAUAUGUUAUCU
This is a messenger RNA of Ylistrum balloti, 3078 nucleotides long. RefSeq names its product matrix metalloproteinase-16-like. The record is from RefSeq and is a predicted model, not a curated record. Gene Ontology annotation, biological process: collagen catabolic process; extracellular matrix organization; proteolysis. Gene Ontology annotation, molecular function: zinc ion binding; metalloendopeptidase activity. NCBI's taxonomy places the organism in Eukaryota, Metazoa, Mollusca, Bivalvia, Pectinida, Pectinidae. The transcript is spliced from 11 exons. Gene Ontology annotation, cellular component: extracellular matrix. The coding region runs from base 315 to 2036 and encodes 573 amino acids.